GUUUUGCUGCUACUCGCGCUACAACAAUAGGGCUACACUAAUAUGUUGAAAAAGCCAAAGAAUGAGGAAAGAAUGACUAAUAAUAAUUCGGAUGAUGAUUGUACAGCAGAUGAACUACCUGAUAUUGAUGCUGGUAACUGUUUCAAAAAAUUGAAAAGAACUGAACUUGCCUGUGAAGCUCCAAUGAUUGAAAACCUGGAGGAACUUCCAGAUGUAUAUUGCAUGCAAUCUCCAUCACAAUAUGAUCAAAAGGAAAGUCAAACUUCCAAGGCAUCUGAUGAUCAAGUUAAUAAUACAUCACCUGUACUGAAGCCAGAAAAGGUAUCCAAGACUGAUCCUCAUGCAUUUCCUUUGCGCAAGAAAAGAUUAUGUAAGCCGUGGGAUGAGUACUCUGUGACCUUGCCAUCAAAGUCUGAUGGCAAGACCUUAAUUUUUACCAGGAAACCCACCUUCAGUUUGGCAGGCUCGUCAAGAGAUACAGCAGAAGAGACUUCAGCUCGGUGUUAUCAGAACUACUUGUGGUGCAAAAAACGCAUUGCUGACUAUGACCGUAAGUUACGUGAGCAGUUCACCGACAUUGACAGCGAUGACAGCAUUGAGCACUACAAGAGGGAAGCUGACCGUAGACGUUGGAUGGAUAAAAAAGCCAUUCUCUCUGAGAGGAUAAAGAAUCUUGUGGCACUCAAUGGAGGGCCUUUUGAUGUUGACUUGGCUCUCAAAAAUACUGAUGAUUCUUGUGAUGAUCUUCCUAGUCUGUAUCCCCCUUCUUCAUGUGCUGCAGUUGACACCAUGAAUGACUUGAUGGAUGAGGCAUUGAAUUCCUCCAAGACCGGUAGUGAUGAUGACAUCAUUGUGGAAGAUAAAAGCUCAUUUCGUCGUCGGGUGAAGCACACCCUGGGUUUCAAGAGACGUCCUAAGAUGUGGCAGAAGAAGAGGAAGUGUGAUGACACUGCAGAUGUUGUUGAUCUAACCAAUGAGAUUGACAGUAAUGAUGACGGUGAUGUUGAAGUAUUGCAGCAUGACAAACCUGUUGUGUACCUAAAGACAGAAAGCCGCCGCAAGAAGCGUCGUUCUUCAUUGCGCCUGACAGAGAACAACAGCACCACAGCAGCUGCAGCUGCACAGACCAUCGAUCUUGUAGCCCCUGAGGCUGCCAUCCAGCCCCAACCCAUUGAUUUCAAUGACCCCAACCUGCUCUUUGGCACUCUUCUUGAACAACCUGAAAGAUUUGUGGUUCCCAAACUUGAUGAGAAGCAAGACUCGCCUGAUUCUACCAACAUCAAGGCCACAAGUGGGCCUGAUUUAUUAGCAGCCUCAGGACCGUUGAAUAAAUUAUCAGGGAAUUCUGAUGAGGGGCAUUUGUGCAGUGGAUCUGGCUCUUCUAAUGCUCCAAACAAAGUUGAUCCUUUAAUACCCAGUCAUUUGUAUGCUGGGCCUUCUGCUAGCAGCUUUUCAUCUAAUUCAACUCGAGACCCCCAUAGACUUGAUGAUAAAAGUCCUGUGGCAAUAGAGAAAAUUUGGGAGAUGUUGAAUAUUCCUGAUGAAGAUAUGCAGACUGUUCGAUUGCAUCAUCAGGCUUCUAGCAGUGGCUCUCUCCCUGUACCAGACUCUGUGUGUCUUCCUAAUUAUGGUCGCUCCGCCUCUCCACCCUCUCCCUACCGCACUGCUCCUCCUCCUGGCUGCUGCCCUGACAAUGACAGCUUGCAUGACUCAGUCACCAGACCUCUUAACCUAAAGAGCGGCCCUGGUGCUCUUGUGAGUGGGGCUGCAAUCGACAACUCUGACAUGCAUAUCAGCAACAACACAACUACAAGCUCUUCCCAGGGUCCUCAUGGUGACAUUUCACAAGGUGCUGUACAGACACGCUCACUGAUCAACCACGCUGCUCAGCCCAAUAAGGUCGACAUGGGCCACAGGCCUUUCCUGCAACCUAAUAGGUUUGGACCCUCACAGUCAUCAUCUAAUCCCUUUGGUAUUGGGCCCUCCACGUUCCUUCCCAUAAACCGGCCUACUUGUUCUGGUCGGGAGCCUUUGACCGGUGCAAGUACCAGCGGUUCGCAAGAUGAUUUUCUCUCUCGUUUCUCUAGCUCUGCGUCCCGCUCAUGCAAUGGUCUCCAACGUGCUCCCUCAGGUCCAAUCUUCCCUUCAACCAGCGCUUCUUUUAUCGGCCCUCUCGUCAAUCCUUUCCUUAGUAAACGACCAAUAAUGAACGGCUCGCAACCUGAGCUUCCUUCUGGGAGGAUUGAGCCUUCCUUGACAGGCAGGAAUCAAACGUUUCCUAGCAUGCCUCCUUCACAGGCCUGCACCCGCGUGAUGCGCUCUGCGUCCAUCCCUUCUAAUCCUUUGCAUCCCGUGCCUUGGGUUCGAAUGUUCAGAGAAAACGACCCUGUCCCUUCCAGCGCUUUCUCUAAUCCCAUGGGCGCUGCGGCUGGAGCAUCAAUUCCCUUGCCUCCAUCGGUCACCACUCAGUGCGCAAGUGCAAGUGUGUUUCCCUUUAGCGGUAGCACGCGGCCUUAUGUUUCAUCUAGUCUUAUGUCCAUGAAUAUGCAAGGCUCAUCUUCCAUUGCAAACCCGACGGCUGCUGGUGUUGCAGGUCCUUCUAAUAAUAACUCGGCACAAAAUGAUCUACGUCGUGAUGUCUCUGGCCCACCAACGGCUGCCGGCACCAGCACAAAUAAUUCUAGCCGAACUUCGUUAGCAUCUGCUCGAGGUGCUAACGAUGUCAUGGUUCUAGGAGAGGAUGAUGACAUGAAUGUUGUCAACAUUUCAACGCCAGCGGAAGAAGAAGAUGAUGAACCUGAGUCUGAGGAAGCCAGUACAGAACCUUCUUCCCCUGACGAUACUGAGCGAAGCUCCCGCAGUGACAAGCCAACAUCUGCCGCUCCUCCUGCUCCUGCAAAGUCCAAAGCUUCGUCGUCUUCAGGGAAUGACUUUGAGAUAUCAUGUCCAAUAUGCUGCGAUACUUUGAUGGACAUUAAGGAACGUCGUGGGCACCUCGUGUCGACCGUUUGUGGUCACCUCUUCUGUGAGGUGUGUCUGGACGCGGCCGUUCGCCGCACCAAGCAAUGUCCUACUUGUCGGCGUCGUCUCACCAAACGCCAAUUCCAUAAACUUUUCAUUUAAUCAGUCAUUUGAAUCCUAUCGAAACCAGUCAUUAAUGGUGGAACUUGUUGUCAAUCCUGAUAUACAAAAGCAAGUGAAGAGGAUGGAAUUCCGACUCAUCCGUUCUACCAUGCCCUCACUUAAUUGGCAUUUCAUUCGAUAAUAGAUCGAUUUAACAUCAAGUUUGACGAAAUUACGUCUGUGUCUUCAGAUUUUCAACGUGUGGUGCGUGUGAUAUUACCUUCUGAUGUGCACUGUACACGGUUUGAAUGAUUGUCUUGAAUUAACCGCUUGGGUUCUUGUGUUAAUCUCAUCACUUUCCAUCCAUGAUUAAUUUAUUUGCCGAGUCAAGUAUUGUAUUCAUAUCAAAUGAUUGUAUUUUAGUAUUGAACUAAAAUGCUAAUGCUCAUUUUAUCGAUAAAAAAAUGGUGAUUGUGUAGAGCCAGGAGCUCCGAAAUUGUUCAUACUCGCAAACAAUAAUGUUGAUUUAUAAUUGUUUAUUUUCUACAAAUUCCAUACUGAUUUCUUUAAGUUUAGCUUUCCUUCAGAUGGCCUUCACUUCUUGCGUCAAUUUACGCUUGUGUUUAGCUGCCAGAGUUGGUUUCAUAACACAAAUUUCAUGUCUUGUAAGUUGUUUAUUCUUCUGGGUACGAGGUGACAAGGUUUCUUGUAUACGUGGAUUUCACCCCAGACUAUGAUGUUAGUCUUGGCCAAGUUUACAGUUAAAACUACGGCACAUAGGAAUUAUGUCAUACAAGUUUAUGGAAAGAUUUUUAUAUUUCAAAAGGUCAUCAAGUUUUAUGUAUUAUCUUCUUCAAAUUUUUUGUUUAGCUCAGUGUUGAUAUAGUAGUAUAGUUUAGGUACGAUUGUAAAAACGUUUCUAUCAGUGCUCGAUUUUUUGUGUGCUUUUUCGAAUGUUUUUUGUUACCGACCUAUGUUACAUCUAAGUUCUUUACUUUUUCUUCAAUGAUAUUCAAUCUAAUUAUAUUAUUAUAUGCUUAGAGGAAAUGUAACAAUUUAUAUUCUGAACGAUAUUUAUGAUCGAACCUUUUCUUAUUCAAAGUGUUCAGGAAUAUUAAGAGUGAGAUGCAACCCAGCCUCACUACGUGCCUGCUUCCAACCACAGUCUAAUUACAUUAAAAAUAAAUACUUGUGAUGGAAAUUUCAUCUUCAAGUUGACAAUUUGCGAACCAUUUAUUUUUUGUGAAGUUUAAACUGUAUAGGCUUUUCCCAUAUUAUUUUGUAUAACUAUUAUGUUUUUUUUUCGUGAAUGUGUACCUAUAGCGUGACCAGGGCAGCUAAGGUGAGACUUCUGUAAGCCUCAUGCAUUAUCUUAAUCUUGAAUAAACUCUUGUACAUCCACGAUGAGAAAUAUCUUGCUGGUACCUACCCAUCACUGUCAGCUGCUGACAACUGCGUACCGACAACUGCAGGCACUGACAGCUGCCCAUUUAUAUCUUAUGUAUAUGUAAACUAUCACUGGUUAUUAUUUCCCGCUAUUGGAAAAUGCAAGUCUCUUCUUUCGUCAUCAUGUACGGUUUUUUCUUGUUUGUUAUUGCGGUUAUUAUUCAUGAUAUUCAUUAUUGACUCGAUUGUCAACCGUUGUUAACGCUGAACAAAAUGGCUUAAAAGUUUUUUUUCUAAUAAUUGAGGAUGCUAAUAAUUAUAAUAACUAAGUGGAGCUGUAACAUUACGAUCAUUCUGGCUUGAGAUGAAGUAUUACUGCACUGUGAAGUUACCAAUAUAAUAACAAGAAUAUUUCCGACCCUAAUAUUGUAAUGUUUUUUUAGGCGAUAUAUGUAUUCAAUUCGUCAACUAAGAAAACGUCGGGACAAAUUUAUUCGCCCAUAUUUGUGAUUAACUGAUCUGUUGUCGGCAUAGGUAUAUGAUAGGAUUAUAUUAAUUUAAAUGUUGAAAAUCUGUUAACAUCUACACAUUUGUUGUUAGCAGUUUAGUCAGCUGUCUUGAGGAUGCCAGGUUAUGAUAAACGGUUUGAUUUCUCUCUAUUUGGUUUACGGAGAUGAUGUGAUCAUUCAUGUCUGGAUUAUAGUUUUGUUCUAGUAAAAUAUGUUUGUUAAUAAAUAAUGUUUUUGGUUUUCCAAUUUUCUGAACCAAAAGAUCAAGCGGCUUGUGAAA
Messenger RNA from Hyalella azteca, 5238 nucleotides. Its product is annotated as endochitinase A-like. The coding region runs from base 43 to 3123 and encodes 1026 amino acids. Gene Ontology annotation, biological process: positive regulation of transcription by RNA polymerase II. Gene Ontology annotation, molecular function: metal ion binding; transcription factor binding. The record is from RefSeq and is a predicted model, not a curated record. The transcript has 3 exons. Lineage: Eukaryota; Metazoa; Arthropoda; Malacostraca; Amphipoda; Hyalellidae.